CCGACUGACGUACACAUAACGCAGAAACUCAAGAAAAUUCAUCGAGUUCAGUUGAUCUGGAUCAUUUUCAAAAACAAAAAAUUAAUUCAUAAGUUGUCUGAGUUUUACUUUGUUGUUAGUUUUUUUACUUCAUUUAAGUUAUCAUUUAAAAGAGUUGUGUUCAAAAUGUUUGCCGUUCGAAAUGUAGCCAAUUUAUCAAAGCAUAUGUGUAAUGCUUUGAAGCGGUCUCAAAUGAUGUACAGCACAGGCAUCACGGAAAAGGCUUCUCCACUAACGUUUCUCACCGAUGACGAAAAAAUGAUGAAAGAAACGGUGGCGAAAUUGGCCAAAGAGCAAAUUUGGCCGUUGGUCUCGAAAAUGGAUGAAGAUAAUCAAUUGGACCCAUCUGUGAUAAAGACUUUGUUUGAUAACGGACUGAUGGGCAUUGAAACACCAGUUGAAUUUGGUGGCAGUGGAUGUAACUUUAUGACAUCGAUGUUGGUCGUUGAAGAGUUAUCAAAGGUAGAUGCAUCCGUUGGAGCCUAUGUGGAUAUUCAUAAUACACUUGUAAAUAAUUUAAUGCUGAAAGUUGGUAACAAAGCACAAAAAGCAAAAUAUCUACCGAUUUUGGCGCAACAAGCUUCGGGCAGUUUUGCAUUGACUGAACCUACGUCGGGUUCGGAUGCAUUUGGUUUGAAGACAACAGCCAAACAAGAUGGAGAUUAUUAUGUGAUCAACGGUACCAAAAUGUGGAUUUCCAAUUCCGAUGUUUCGCAAGUGUUUUUAGUUAUGGCCAAUGUCGAUCCAUCAAAGGGUUACAAAGGAAUCUCGACAUUUAUCGUUGAGCGCGACACACCCGGUUUUACUGUCGGUAAAAAGGAGAAUAAAUUGGGUAUUCGUGCAUCGGGCACGUGUAUGCUUCAUUUCGAUAAUGUCCGUGUUCACAAAGAUAACAUUCUUGGUCAAAUUGGUCAUGGUUAUAAAUAUGCGGCUGCCUAUUUAAAUGAGGGGCGUGUGGGCAUUGGUGCACAGAUGCUUGGCAUUGCUCAAGGUUGUUUUGAUGCUACCAUUCCGUACCUUCUCGAGCGUAAACAGUUUGGCAAAGAAAUUUUUGAUUUUCAAUCGAUGCAACAUCAAGUGGCCACAAUCGCAACACAAAUCGAAGCCGCUCGUUUGCUCACCUAUAAUGCAGCUCGUUUGGUCGAAGCCGGUGUACCGUUCAUGAAGGAGGCUGCAAUGGCCAAAUACUAUGCAUCCGAAGUAGCCCAAACGACAACAAUCAAAUGCAUCGAUUGGAUGGGCGGUGUUGGUUUCACCAAAGAUUUCCCACAGGAGAAAUUUUAUCGUGAUUGCAAGAUCGGUUCAAUUUACGAGGGCACAACAAAUAUGCAACUGAGCACAAUUGCCAAAGCCAUUCGCAAGGAAUAUAGUGAAUAAUUCAUGUCAUAAACAAUCAUUUAUUUGAUAAUAGCUUUCAUGCAUUUAAACUCUUCUCUUUCGAACAAAAAAAAAUCACAAUAAAGAAAAUCAUAAACGAGAGUGA
This is a messenger RNA of Contarinia nasturtii (swede midge), 1522 nucleotides long. Its product is annotated as short/branched chain specific acyl-CoA dehydrogenase, mitochondrial. Gene Ontology annotation, molecular function: flavin adenine dinucleotide binding; acyl-CoA dehydrogenase activity. The coding region runs from base 166 to 1416 and encodes 416 amino acids. The transcript is spliced from 6 exons. NCBI's taxonomy places the organism in Eukaryota, Metazoa, Arthropoda, Insecta, Diptera, Cecidomyiidae. The record is from RefSeq and is a predicted model, not a curated record. Gene Ontology annotation, cellular component: mitochondrion.